Molecule: messenger RNA, 2194 nt
Organism: Oncorhynchus keta (chum salmon)
Lineage: Eukaryota; Metazoa; Chordata; Actinopteri; Salmoniformes; Salmonidae
Product: T-cell-specific surface glycoprotein CD28
Exons: 4
Coding region: 299-1003 (234 amino acids)
Biological process (GO): T cell receptor signaling pathway; regulation of T cell proliferation
Cellular component (GO): external side of plasma membrane
Source: RefSeq, a predicted model, not a curated record
AUGUUUUUUCCUCAAGAGUCUGUGCAGUCAGUCGCCCUGUUAGAUGUGCAGCAGAGAGAGUUGCAUACAGUCGACGAGGGCCAGAUUGUUGGUCACAGUGAAGUGACAGGGAAGGAUGUUAUGAGAUGUACGCUGUCAUCGUGUGACGAGCAUGUGUUGAGUGAUGUCUAGGUAGAGCAGAGCAGUCACUGUCUCGGUCUGGUUGGCAUACAGUGUAUCGUCUCAUUUACCCUGAUUGUUGUGCACUGUAAAGGGAUAUCAGGGGAGCUUCAAUUUCACCAAAAAACUGACUUUCAAGAUGAACGUUUACUGGAUACCCACAAUCCUCCUCUCCCUUUGCCUCUCCAGUGCUGCCAACAUGAUAAGCUCCCACAACUGUAAAGACAAGCUCAGAACGUUCCAUGUGGUCCGUGUGUCUGUCAACGGCACUGCAUCGGUCAGCUGCCCCAACCUGACAGGCAAGGACCAGGAGGAAAUGAGAUUCCACCUUUACUUGGGCUUGGUCGAGGUUGGCAACCACACUCACGACAGUGCUCACAACCACAACUUCACAGAGACCGUGAGUCCUGUUGGGGAGGGUCUGGGGCUGAGGGUGAACGAACAGGACCAUACGGUCAGUUUUGUCCUCUCUGGAAUGACCACGGAGCGCGCUGGGGUCUAUACCUGUGAGGGGCAACCCAUGUACCCACCUCCCAUUGAGAAAGUACAAGAUGAGACUCAGACUGUGGUCCUGGUUGAAGCAUACCAGUGCCAGGCAGGAAAGACUGUGGGAUGUGUAGGCUCUAGAGUGGAUGGUGUCCCUGUUUGGGCAUGGGUGCUGGGGUUCUGGAUCACCAUCAUCUAUGGCCUGGCUGUCACUGUCAUCGCCUUUGUCAUCUGGCUCAGACUGAAGAGAGUGAAGUGUUCCCAGAGCGACUACAUGAACAUCAAACCCAAAGCUCCACUCAGGGGGCCCAGGAAGAAGCAGGGGGUACAGCAUCCAAUCCGAAUGGGACGAUACUGAUCACUCAUCCUCAGACAAAAGCAACACGAAAGUCAAGCCUUUAUUGGCCCUUGAGGGCUGACUGGAGAAACAGAAAGUUCUUUAUGUAAAUACAAAAGCUAGCUCUUCAAAUUAUGUGGUGUACAUCUAAUUGUUCAUCUGAUUGUGUGUAAAUAAAGAGAGUUAUCUUAGAAAUGUGAAUCAAAUAAUUAUAGUCUGAUGUAAUAUGAUCUUCUGGGAAACUAUUGAGAAUGUAGUUUUGAAGUUGUGGGCAGCAUACUAUAUAAGAAAAUAUCCCCAUGCAUACUGUAGAGAACGAACACAUGCCAACACACACAAUUUGGUUAUGCGUACAGUUACAGGGAUAUCCUCUUUGAUUUGUAGUGGGUGUGUAGGAAGACCCUAGCUCUGUGGUGAAUGGGUCUCACAGGAAACAGUGGUUCCCGAAUAUGAGGGGACUGAACCUCAUUUUCACACACUCUCUCUGAGAGCCACUGAUUGUCAUGUACAGUAUAUGUAUCAAAAUAAGGGACUAUCUUACAUUGAAACAGGCAUACUGAAUUAUUAAAUCCCUGCUUGUCCUUUUAUAAUGGACUAAUUCUUUGUUACUGUACUUAAUUUGUAAAAAGUUUUUUACACCUUUAUUUAACUAGGCAAGUCAGUUAAGAACAAAUUCUUAUUUUCAAUGACGGCCUAGGAACAGUGGGUUAACUGCCUGUUCAGGGGCAGAACGACAGAUUUGUACCUUGUCAGCUCGAGGAUUUGAACUUGCAACCUUCCGGUUACUAGUCCAACGCUCUAACCACUAGGCUACCCUGCUGGUGGUUCUGGUGGUUCAAAUCGAGCAUUCCCCAGCUACAGGCCUCUCUCAACUGUUUCAGUGUAUUGCAAUAUUGUCACAACUUCCGCUGAAGUCGGUCCCUCUCCUUGUUCGGGCAGUGUUCGGUGGUCGAGGUCACCGACCUUCUAGCCAUCAUUGAUCCAUUUUUCAUUUUCCAUUGGUUUUGUCUUGUCUUCCUACACACCUGGUUCCAAUCCCAUCAAUCAAUUUCUAUUUAACCUUCUGUUUGUCCUUGUCGGAGAUUGUUUGUUGUAUGUAGGUGUUUAUUGUUAUUCUGGUGUGCGAUGGUUUUUGCACCCUCUAUUUGUUAUUUUGUUUACUUUGGUUUUUGGAGGUUUUGAUGUUUAUUAAACAGCUCCGUUUUUACCAAG